Molecule: messenger RNA, 801 nt
Organism: Candidozyma duobushaemuli
Lineage: Eukaryota; Fungi; Ascomycota; Pichiomycetes; Serinales; Metschnikowiaceae
Exons: 1
Coding region: 1-801 (266 amino acids)
Source: RefSeq, a predicted model, not a curated record
AUGACGUCCGCUGACGUGGUAUUAACGAAAAACAAAACAAACGAACGCAUGAUGGAACCCCAAUACAAUACUAACUUGGACGAUGAAGAAACACCAAUCGAUACUAUACCUGUCACCAAUCAUACCAAAACUACUAAGGAUUUGGAGAGUGCCCAUCUGCCAUCUGGAUCAAUUUCGCUGGUAGAACUGUCUGAAUCGACCAAAAGGCUUAUCAACUCUCUUUCACUGCAGGCGCUAAGUGGAUCGCUACCGGUAGCUGAUUUAAACACGCAAGUAGCCGAGAAAAACGUCGAAGGCUCCCCAACUACAAUGACAACUCAUUCCGCUAUUCCAUCACCGGACUCAGAAACCUUUUCGCAGCGUUUGCCCAAGCUAGACAAGAAGCCAGUGAAGUUCACCGUUCGCAAAGUAUCUAGGGACACUAUCAACACAAGUGCUGGUAUUAAUAAUGGUCAAAGGCAAUACUCAUAUGGUAACACCAUUGACCGUCUGGAGCCAAAAGAGAGAAAGCCACUCUCGAAGAAUGAGCAGCUUCAGCGAAGCCAAGCGAAGUAUGAUGGAUAUGCUGUUCGAGUUGAAAAGAUCAACAAAGAAAUCGAGUUUUUGAGCAACCUUCUCCCACCUUACAAUGUGGAAAUUGACUACUCUACACGGAACAAAAUUGCCAAGGCCAUAGAGAAGUUGAAAACGAAGCAAGAUGAGAUACAGAAAAAAAAGUAUAGCCUUGGUAUCACAUUAAGUCGAUUAUGGAGAGAGCAUGACGAGCGGGAACUAUGGGUUAGAGCUAAGAGCAACCAGUGA